Poeciliopsis prolifica (blackstripe livebearer) is the source of this 1820-nucleotide messenger RNA. RefSeq names its product actin-related protein 2/3 complex subunit 1B-B-like. The coding region runs from base 306 to 1448 and encodes 380 amino acids. Gene Ontology annotation, biological process: Arp2/3 complex-mediated actin nucleation. Gene Ontology annotation, molecular function: actin filament binding. The transcript is spliced from 10 exons. The record is from RefSeq and is a predicted model, not a curated record. Lineage: Eukaryota; Metazoa; Chordata; Actinopteri; Cyprinodontiformes; Poeciliidae. Gene Ontology annotation, cellular component: actin cytoskeleton; Arp2/3 protein complex.
UUCUUUCUGUUGUUGAACCCAGAACCCUAAACAACAAACUUCCUGCAUGUCUGAGUUUGACUGCACCCUUCUCCACUUCCCCCUCUGAACUUCUCCACCCCUCUCUUCAGCUUCUGCUUUGCUCUGCUCUUCCUGAGCUCACUCUGUCGUUGGCGUUCGCGUUGACUGGCCAGAGUCCGCGAGCUGAGCACCCUCUAGCUUUUUCACCUCUCCCAUCUCUGCAACUCUAUUUAUCACCAUUCUUCUCUCCGGUUCACAAGGUUCCUCUACCCACUUCCUGAUCUGAUUCUGGCAUCUGAUUGGCCAUGGCAUACCAUAGCUUCCUUCUGGAACCAAUUAGCUGCCAUGCGUGGAACAAAGAUCGGACCCAGAUUGCCCUGUGCCCCAAUAACCAUGAAGUUCACAUCUACAAGAAAGAUGGAACCAAGUGGACCAAAAUCCAUGAGCUGAAAGAACACAAUGGACAGGUAACAGGUAUUGACUGGGCUCCAGACAGUAACCGCAUCGUCACUUGUGGUGCUGACCGUAACGCUUACGUGUGGACCCUGAAAGAGGGAUCAUGGAAGCCCACCUUGGUUAUCUUGAGGAUCAACCGGGCUGCUCGCUGUGUGAAGUGGUCACCAAAGGAGAACAAGUUUGCCGUCGGCAGUGGUUCAAGACUCAUUUCAAUCUGCUACUUUGAGCAGGAAAAUGACUGGUGGGUGUGCAAGCACAUCAAGAAGCCGAUCCGUUCUACUAUUCUGAGUCUGGACUGGCAUCCUAAUAACGUGCUGCUGGCUGCUGGAUCCUGUGACUUCAAAUGCAGGGUAUUCUCAGCCUACAUAAAGGAGGUGGAGGAGAAGCCUGGCCCCACUCCUUGGGGCAGCAAGAUGCCAUUUGGGGAGGUGCUGUUUGAAUCUGGAGGUUCUGGAUGUGCUGCGCCAUCAUCAGGUGGAGGUGGUGGUUGGGUGCACAGCGUGUGUUUUUCGCAUUCUGGCAACCAUUUGGCCUGGACAUCCCAUGACUCCACAGUGUCAGUAGCUGAGGGAGGAAAGACGGGCACGGUGAGCAGCCUGAGCUCGGAAACUCUUCCUCUCCUGUGUGUUACCUUCAUCACUGAGAACAGCUUAGUUGCUGCUGGUCAUGACUGUUACCCAAUACUGUAUGUAUAUGAUGGUGCGAAUGCAAGCUUGACAUUUGGUGGCAAGUUGGAUGUUCCCAAGCAGGCAGCUUCGAAGGACAUCAGUGCCAGGGAACGCUUUAAGAACCUGGACCGUCGAGCCUCUGAGACUCAGAGCACUGACAAGGACCUGAACACGCUUCACAAGAACAGUAUCAGCCAAAUCUCAGUGCUGGAGGGAGGAAGAAACCAGUGCACCAAAUUCUGUACCACUGGCAUGGAUGGAGGAAUGGGCAUCUGGGAUGUCAAGAGCCUGGAGUCUGCUAUGAAGAAUUUGAAGAUCGUGUGAGCUGAGCUGUACACCAAUGUUCCUAAAGACAUGAAGGAAUCUGCUUCUAUAUUACAAAAAGCUGUUUACCUGUAUUUUAUUCAAGUAUUUCUUUAUACACAAAGCAAAACCAUCAGUUCUGUUCCAACAGUGCAUGUAGUCUCCCCAAGGCAUUAUCCUGACUCAUUUGAUUUGUUGCUCUGUAGGAGGGGCUGACCUCAAGUCUGCAAAUGGUACUCAAUGAGUUUUUAAAAGAGCACAAAGUGAGCUGAAUGCUUAAAGCAGCUUUUACAUGUUUUAACCACAGAGAGUGGUUUCACUGCUUAUAUUAAAAGCUUAUGCUGGACAUAACAUAUGUUUAAUAAAUGAUUGUUGUGGAAGUGGGUCAAAACA